AUGGACUUCCUAGACCCCGUCUAUCAUCAACAGUUCUCUCACCACCACGAGCAUAUGCCUCCGCAGGGGAUGCCGGUAUACAAUGAAGCGCAGCAUAACAUGCACAACUAUGCCAUGGCACAACAAUCGGCCUCGAUGAUGGCCAUGGCCCCUACGACGAAAACCAAUGAGACAAAACCCCGCCUGGGCAAGGAUGAAGUCGAUAUCUUGGAACGAGAAUUCAAGAAGAAUCCCAAACCAACGACUCAAACGAAAAGGCAGUUUGCGGAAGAUAUGGGGGUGGACUUGGCGAGGAUCAAUAAUUGGUUCCAGAAUCGACGAGCAAAGCGGAAGCAGGAGAAAAAACAAGAAGCCUACGAAGCAGGACAAGCGCAGGAAGCAUUAGGAUACUCGGAUGGAGCCUCGUCGCCCGAUUUCAACUACGGCAACACAUAUUUCAACGACAACUCCAUGCUUCCGCAGUCGUCAGCACCGUUUCCCAUUGUUACUGGCCCUCCACCACCUGUAGCUCCGUUUAAUCCCCAAUAUAGCGACCCUUCUAGCGCGAGCAUGGAGUCGCUGCAACGGACAAUGGCUGCUGCCCAAGCGGCUACCCAACAACACGAAUUCCACGGUAGCUUUUCCGAGCAGUCCGACUCCCUGGUAUCUUAUGCUGGUUCUAUGAUCCAAGAUUCCUCAAGUGGCGACCGAGCUCAGUUUCCUCCCCCAAAUAGCACCAUGGCCCAUUUCGAAGACAAUCAAUAUUCGUUCCCGUCCACUUUUACCAACAACGUAUAUCACUCUCCACAGUCCGCAGGCGAACUCCAGCCUUCGCCAGUGAAGACAGCUAACCAGACCCACACUGCUUUCAUCGAUUACUCUUGCUCUGGCUCGGAUUCAAAUGGUUCGCAAACAAUAACCACUUUCCCCUCCCAGUUACUGGGCCAGGCACAUAGUGGCCUUCCGUCUCAAUCCAGUAAUAGUAUAAACAGCCAAAGCCCGGAGGAAAGUAAUGGAGGUAGCCUUGCACUUGCUUUCAAGUAUGACAUUGCGGAAUCUGACGAAUCUUCUGACUCUCCUCCGUCACCUUCAUUCAAAUCCCCACCUCCCCCAACAAACAUCGCUUCGCGCCGAAAAAAUGCCGUCAGGCCCGCAGCUCUGAUCUCCGAAACCUUGCAAAAUCGUCCCUCAAUGGGGCCAAGAACAGUGUCUCAUGCAGAAGGUUUCCGUCGCCCUAUUGAGAGCCCCAUGUCUUCUCCCAUGCGUCGGAUUGUGUCUGCUGGAGGGAAUCGAAAUGUUCUCACUGGUCGAAUCUACAAAACGGGCUUAGAAUCAGCACAGCGCUCGCCUAUUAAUCUCGGUGGUUUUUCUGAUGCAGGAGCUUUCAUGGAACACAACUACCAUACCAUCCGCAACCCUCCCUCCCUUUCCGCUCUGUCAUCUUUAAAUAGCAGCCUUGCUCCACCAACGCCAAUGUCUCCUCGGGAAAGGGAAAUGAGUCUGGUCAAGAGGGAACCUUCGAGAUCGACAGCAUCGCCUCAGGAAGGAAGCAUGAAUUACGUGUUCAAUCAGGGCGUACCGGGAUGUUUCACUUCAAUCGAAGGGGACGACCAGAAUCUGGCAUCGCCCCCAGAGACACCACAGGCUCAGAUGACAAUGCAAUCGGGGAAUAGCUGGGCGAAUGGGUCCGAGUUUCAGGAGAAGCAGUGGAGUUAUGAGGUGCCAGAUGAGCCGCUAUUCACCCCAGCCCAGGGUGUCUUCCCUUUGGAGCUCCAGAUGCCACAACCUCAGUACCUCUCAAAUAUGAGCCAACCUGUCACACCUGCCUUUGGGCAACAGUUCAAUCCAUCGUUCAUGUUUGAAAACGAGUCGCCACAUUUCAAGAACGAUUCUCCCCAAUAUACGCUGUCAACUCAGAGCCACUCUGAGUACUUGUUUCCUGAUGGCCAGAACCACUACUCCAUGGGUCUUUUGACUUCGCCCUUGACAAAGCAAAAGACAUUUCAAUUUUCGAACACUACUGCGGCAGACUUCUCCGAGAAAUAA
Lachnellula hyalina is the source of this 2025-nucleotide messenger RNA. RefSeq lists its product as uncharacterized. Gene Ontology annotation, molecular function: DNA-binding transcription factor activity, RNA polymerase II-specific; DNA binding. Gene Ontology annotation, biological process: regulation of transcription by RNA polymerase II. NCBI's taxonomy places the organism in Eukaryota, Fungi, Ascomycota, Leotiomycetes, Helotiales, Lachnaceae. The transcript is spliced from 2 exons. Gene Ontology annotation, cellular component: RSC-type complex; nucleus. Bases 1 to 2025 code for a protein of 674 amino acids. The record is from RefSeq and is a predicted model, not a curated record.